This is a messenger RNA of Copidosoma floridanum, 1756 nucleotides long. RefSeq names its product tafazzin, phospholipid-lysophospholipid transacylase (gene Taz). NCBI's taxonomy places the organism in Eukaryota, Metazoa, Arthropoda, Insecta, Hymenoptera, Encyrtidae. Gene Ontology annotation, cellular component: mitochondrial membrane. Gene Ontology annotation, biological process: inner mitochondrial membrane organization; cardiolipin acyl-chain remodeling. The record is from RefSeq and is a predicted model, not a curated record. Gene Ontology annotation, molecular function: 1-acylglycerophosphocholine O-acyltransferase activity.
AGCACUACUGCUCCAAACUGCAACAUUAACACAUUGCAUUAUUUAAGAUCAAGAUAAUAUUUUGCAGUUCAGCAAAGUUACCUUACACGUACAAGUAACUCAGCGAACGCCGUCGCUCGUGCCAUCGUGUCAUCGCAGAAUUGAGUACAUAAGUACAGGCACAACAUAAAUAGUAAAUAAGCUAAUAAGCCAGAUAGUGCGAGUUUGCAACUACAACAAGUGUCUUCCUUCGCUGGAGUAUUUAGCUUUAAAGCCGAUUAGCCAAAGUGCAAACAAUCGAGGAGUACUUAUACAUCGAAGAAAAGAAAAACAAUGGACGCAGCUUGCACGAACAGAAGUUCCGCGAUCAUGCCUUUGCUUAUGCUGCAGUGACAAUGCCAAGCAGACGAGAGUUGUACAUUUAACAAAUAAUUUGUAAACCGUGCACUUCAAGAGAGAGAGGGAGAGAGCGGUGUGGCGGCAAACCGACAAUAACAACGGGAUUGUGUAGUAUAAAGUUAAUUGAUUUCAAGUUUUCCUGAUAAGGAUUCAUUUGUACCUAACACGGGGUGUCGUUUUUCCUGGUAGCGCGUUGAAAUACAUGCAGGUGUUUUGUGUCCAUAACAAAAGUAGAACAACAAGCUCAGCCCUCGUCCUCCCUCCCUCCCUCUCUCUCUUUUUUGCUCUGUAAAAGCUUAAACAAUGGGUUACGACAUCAAAUGGAUCAUCCCCAAGCUGAGAAGCCCUACGAGCAGCCUCUGGAACCUCGCCAGCAGUCUAACCUUCGUCGCAGUUGGGAUCUUCUCCAAGCUCAUUAUGGAGUGGUUCAAUAAGACUGCUGUGUACAAUAAACACAUCAUCGACAAAGCCUUGAGCUCCAGGCCUAAAGAUGUUCCCUUGAUCACUGUAUCCAAUCAUCACAGUUGUUUCGACGACCCUGGUAUUUGGGGCGCGCUGGAUUUUAAGUAUUUGGUGAAUCGGCAUAAACACAGGUGGUCGCUGGCCGCUCACGACAUUUGCUUUACAAAUGUUUGGCACUCGUACUUUUUUAUGCUCGGCAAAUGCGUGCCUGUUAUCAGAGGAGACGGUGUUUACCAGGAUGCCAUUAACUUCUGCAUCGAGCGAUUAGCUAGGGGAGACUGGGUUCACGUUUUUCCAGAAGGCAAAGUCAACAUGUAUAAGGAAAACUUGAGAUUUAAAUGGGGUAUAGGAAGAUUAAUUUUAGAAUCACCCAAAGUGCCUCUGAUCAUACCAAUCGUCCAUUUAGGUAUGGAUCAGAUUUUGCCAAAUGAACCUCCUUAUAUCAUUAGGACUAAAAAAAAAGUCACCCUCCAUUACGGAGAUCCUAUAGAUUUAAACGAAUUGAUAGCUGAUUUAAAAAAUUCUAAGGUAGACGAAGUACAAGCCAGAAAAGUCAUCACAGAUCGUAUCCAGGAUGAACUACUGAGAUUCUAUUUCCAGAUUAAAAACAGUGGCUGAAGAGCUUCAUAAUUUACUCUGACACAGAGUUCAUGGCUGGCGCCGGUCUUAGCCGUAGCUCCAGCCAACACAAAAGUGUACCAUGAUUUUGUUGUCACAUAACAAUUAUGAAUGAAAGAGAAUAUGACUAUUAGAAUUUUAAUACGAUUAUUUUUUAUGCGGAGGAAUAAGUCUUCUUAAAAUAAAUCACGGAGUACGUGUAUAAAAAAUGUACAGAUUUUUAUCAAAGAAACUGAAUGUCAGUUUGUUUGAUGCGUAAAUAUUAGCAAUGAUAUUUGUUUUCUACACGAACUUUCCU